UCGGAGAACGCGAAGUCCAGGAGGCUCUGUAUGUACUAGCCAAGCCGACAACUGUUAUGCCUCGCUAUUUUUCCAUCGGGCUGUCAACACUGUGACUCUCUGAACUGAUCCAUCCUCUGCGAGCCUGUAUCUCAGGACGGACAUGCCAACACCAGUCACGAGAUUCCCGUUCAAAAGCCAAGGCCUCUAGCCCAAAGCCAAAAGCUUUGUCAUUCUCUCCUGAUACAACAUGAAAUCUUUCGCAAACCCACAGCUUCAAAGGCGACCUUGCAGGAGACACCCCAAUAAGCCAGCCCAAACGAGCGAUCAAUACUUCCCAGCUCCAUUAUCCCUCCAUACUUCUCGCCGAUAUCAAGGUUCACUGCAAUGUCUACAGCGACGAAUCUGAAGCAGCUGUUUCCGGACCUAAGACUCCGCGUAUGCUUAGCUUCGGGGAAUGAAAUCGGCUAUAGGAGCUCGACUCGAAGAGCAACCAUAGCAUGACUGUACAGAAGCCAAGAGGCAUAAUCUGUUUGUACGACCCAAACCACGAGUGUCUAACACAAUGUCACUUGACACCUCGAUUUUUUAGAGAAAAAAAGUCGUAUUCGUUGUGUCUCAACUGCUGGUACCGAUCGAAGUACCGCUAUUGUGAAAAAUAAAAGCAGAACAAAA
Messenger RNA from Colletotrichum navitas, 654 nucleotides. RefSeq lists its product as uncharacterized. The transcript has a single exon. Bases 480 to 641 code for a protein of 53 amino acids. Lineage: Eukaryota; Fungi; Ascomycota; Sordariomycetes; Glomerellales; Glomerellaceae. The record is from RefSeq and is a predicted model, not a curated record.